Molecule: messenger RNA, 1047 nt
Organism: Penicillium angulare
Lineage: Eukaryota; Fungi; Ascomycota; Eurotiomycetes; Eurotiales; Aspergillaceae
Product: recombinase RAD51
Exons: 4
Coding region: 1-1047 (348 amino acids)
Biological process (GO): chromosome organization involved in meiotic cell cycle; mitotic recombination-dependent replication fork processing; double-strand break repair via homologous recombination
Cellular component (GO): condensed nuclear chromosome
Molecular function (GO): ATP binding; double-stranded DNA binding; ATP-dependent DNA damage sensor activity
Source: RefSeq, a predicted model, not a curated record
AUGGAGAAUAAUGGAGAGGCUCAAGGCGAACAUGAAGAUAGCCAACUGCCAGGCCCAGGUGCUCCAACUCCGCUUUCUGCCCUGGAGGGACUCGCGGGGUUGACUGGGAGAGACAUCAAGUUAUUUGUGGAUGCAGGAUAUCACACAGUUGAGGCAGUCGCCUAUACUCCGAAGCGAUUGCUGGAACAGAUAAAAGGAAUUUCGGAGCAGAAGGCGACAAAGGUCUUAGUAGAAGCCGCCAAACUAGUUCCAAUGGGCUUUACCACAGCGACCGAAAUGCAUGCUCGACGAAGCGAGCUCAUCUCUAUUACAACGGGAUCCAAACGCUUGGACACACUACUAGGUGGUGGUGUCGAGACUGGUUCAAUCACGGAGAUAUUUGGAGAAUUCAGAACGGGUAAAAGUCAGAUUUGUCAUACGCUGGCUGUCACUUGUCAACUACCCUUUGAUAUGGGUGGAGGAGAAGGGAAGUGUCUUUACAUCGACACAGAGGGAACCUUUCGCCCAGUUCGACUUCUUGCCGUGGCACAAAGAUUUGGGCUAGUUGGUGAGGAAGUCCUCGAUAAUGUGGCAUAUGCUCGUGCCUAUAACUCGGACCAUCAAUUGCAGCUGCUGAACCAGGCGUCUCAGAUGAUGUGCGAGACUCGAUUUUCGCUGCUUGUGGUGGACUCAGCGACCGCGCUCUACCGAACAGAUUUCAAUGGACGCGGAGAGUUAUCGUCACGACAGACUCAUCUGGCGAAGUUCAUGCGCACCUUGCAGCGCUUGGCUGAUGAAUUCGGUAUUGCAGUUGUUAUUACCAACCAGGUUGUGGCUCAAGUUGACGGCGGUCCAUCCUCCAUGUAUAACCCCGAUCCCAAGAAACCCAUUGGUGGUAAUAUUAUUGCCCAUGCCAGUACCACGCGACUUAGUUUGAAGAAGGGUCGUGGUGAGACUCGAGUUUGCAAGAUUUACGACAGUCCCUGUUUGCCAGAAAGCGAUUGUCUCUUUGCUAUUAACGAGGAUGGCAUUGGCGACCCCAAUGAGAAGGACAUGGAAAAUGACUAA